GAUUUCCCAGCAAUUUUGUUCCUUUUAAUUAAUGAUCGAAAAUGAUGCUAGUUUUGAUAAUUUGAUUAGACUAGUGCUGCUUCACUGCGUUGUUCAGUUGGAUCAGUUGAAGCAAGGACCUGUCAAAUUUUGUUUGAUUAAUAUAACCUACGCGACCUUUUGUGAAUCAGAUUGAAAGUUAGUUGCGAUAUAUUAUUAAGAAGCAGAGGUGAUUGGGAUUGCGCUGAGAAACAGGGGGUAGAAUCUGGAUACUGGGUGCUGUUUGUGACUAUAGGGUCGGGGCCUGCCAGGUAAGUUGGAUUAUCUAUCAUUUGCCAGACAGGAAAGGUCUAUCAUGACGACACAUUAAACCCACUAGUAGAUACCUAAUAAGACAAAAAUGAUUGCACCUGUAUUUUGGUUUCCCUUGUUUGAAAAUUGAUCUUUAGAUGACCCAUACAUUCUUCAUCAGAAAGACAAAAGAGAUGAGUUUUAGAUUUCAUCAAGGUAUUGAAGCAUUGUUGAGACAUGAAGUCUAUGUUGUUGAGUUCUUUUAACGAAGAUGGUUAUAGCAUAGACCAAAAUAGUACUUAUGUAAAAUGAAUGAAUGGCAUGGGAUCUUCUUACCCAAGCCACAGCAAAGUUGUAAAUAAAACACUGUAUCACUUUUCUUUCCUUUGUUUCAGUUUAUGGACUUUUGUAUAUACAAGUGUCACCCCAUCCAUAAUAAACCUGCCUUUUAUAAAAAAAAGCAGUCUGAAUGGCAUCGAUAGCUUUGUCAAAAGUCUCUCAUUCCUAAUCACAAAAAAACUUUCAUGUCGUUAACCUGAUACCUGCAGACUGUUGACUGUGGGGGAGAUGGGGAAAGCUUACAGGGGAAGCAAAAGCUGCCAUGGGAAUACCUUCUUUCUACAAGUGGGUCGUCAACAAGUACCCAAGCAUCAUCUCCCCUGUGAAGGAGGAACCAGAGGAGUGCCCUGAUAGAAUCAUCUACGACAACCUCUACCUCGACAUGAAUUACAUCAUCCAUCGUUGCUUCCACCCACAGGACCUGAUGCAUGCAGACAUAGAUGUGUGCCCUCCGAUGACGGUCAGUGAGGUGUUUGAGUCCUUGUUUGAGUACAUGGACCGCUUGUUCCGCAUCGUCAGGCCAACAAGGCUCCUCUACUUGGCAGUAGAUGGCGUUGCUCCUUGCGCCAAAAUGAACCGAGUGCGAAGGGGACGUUUCCACUCAGCCAGGAUGGCAACAAGUGAGGAGAUUGAAGAUUAUGAAAUGCGGAAGGAAUUAAGAGCUCAAGGGAAGGAGGAGACACCACAAGAGAUUUCUGAGGUUUCUGACCCCAAUGUCAUCACCCCAGGUACUGAGUUCAUGGAGAAGCUAUCACAAGCCCUUGAGUACUACAUCCGUGGCAGAUUUAAUAGUGACCCCUGGUGGAGAGACAUCAUGGUAAUACUCUCUGAUGCGAAUGUUCCUGGAGAAGGAGAGCACAAGAUCAUGUCUUUUGUCCGUGCACAAGGCAACAUGGAAGGCUAUGAUCCCAACACUCGACACUGCUUGUUUGGGCAUGAUGCAGAUCUGAUAAUGCUUGCUUUGGCAUCUCACGAAGUCCACUUCUCUAUUUUACGUGAGGAUGUGCUCCUCCCAAAUCAGGCAGAAACAGAAGGGAAUCCGAAGAAACCAUUUCUGUUUUUGAACAUAUGGGUUCUGAGAGAGUACUUGGAGAUUGAAUUCAAGAUACUGGACCCAGUCUGCGAGCCUGAUAUUGAGAGGCUAAUAGAUGACUUCAUCUUUAUUUGUUUUCUGAUGGGAAACGAUUUCAUCCCACAUAUUCCAUCACUUGAGACGCAUGAGGGUGCAGUUGAUCUUCUCAUCGAAGUGUACAAAACAACGUUCAACAAAAUGGGAGGGUAUAUUAUCAACACAGACAAAGUCAAAGAUAAAAAUGGUGCAUAUCUGGAAGUCUCAAGGUUGGAAAUAUUUUUUCAUGAACUCUCCAUGUAUGAAGAGAAAAUUUUCCUCAAAAGAUAUAAACUGGAACAGGAUUUGUUGCUGAAGACAUAUCACGAAAUGUUGCGUGAAGCUUCAGAAAGUGAAAGACCAGAACUGAGACAAAAAUUAGAUGAUCUCCUUUUUAAUGAAGAACGCCCGUAUGACAGAAUAAGACUAGGAUUACCAGGAUGGAAGUCCCGGUUCUUCAGGGAGUAUUUUGGUGCCGAAACUUCUAAUGAAAUUGGAAAGCUGCAGAACGACAUGGCUCAAAAAUAUUUAGAAGGACUUUGUUGGGUGCUUCAAUGCUAUUUUGCAGACGUUCCAUCAUGGAGCUGGUACUACCCAUUCUAUGUUGCUCCUUUUGUAUCUGAUCUCAAAGGUCUAUCUAGGGUUGAUAUAUCUUUCACUGUGGACAAACCACUACGACCAUUUGAUCAGCUUAUGGCAGUUUUACCAAUGCAAAGCUGGUGUGCUCUCCCAAAAUGUUACAAGGAAAUGAUGGGUCGCAAAGAAUUUGACUACCCGAGGUUGGAGCAUGACACGAAGGGGAGACAUUUCUUGUGGAAUGGUAUCUCUGAGGAACUGCUGCUUUCGGCCACCAAAGUGGUAGAUAAAAAGCUCACGACCCAUGAAUCGAGACGGAAUACCACUAGGCAAGAGAAGAUCUUUCUGCACAGGGACUCAAGCUCUCUGCCACACAAUGAAGUUACUGAACAAACAUCGCACUGUUCGGUGCAAAAGCUUCCGAUAGAUUCAGCUACGAGUGGAAUUGGAGGAUGGAUAGCGCCUGAUGACAAUGAUGGCUUCAGCGACGGUUCCUUCCACUCGCCCACAACAAACCUGCAGGACAUUACAAGUGAUCAAACAAUAUCAGGUACGUUCUUCAACCCUGAGGCAGCCAAUCCAGUUCCAAGACUACUUCGCAAUGUCAGUGUCCCUGACAAGACUGUCACGGGAGCCGACAUCUCAAAGAGGCCACUCUGGCACACGUACCCGGGCUCAAGGCCGCCGCGCAUCAUUCAGAGGCCGGACACCAUCUGGAAGCCGAGCACGCCGGCGUCGCCACGGGAAGAGCACAAGAACGCUGGCACGGGGUGGAUCGGGCGGGGGAAAGGGAACGCCCUUGCCACCGCCGAGACGCAUCUGAAGAGCAGCAGCAACAGCUACAGGAGAGGUGGUGGAGGAAGCAGCAGCAGGAGGUUCGACGACGACGGUGCAUACAGUUUCCGGCCGCUUGGAAGUGCGCCGUGGACCGCCGGAGACAGCAGCCGAAGCGGAGGCGCCGGCCAUGGCGGCAUUGCGCAGCCACGUGGUUGGUAGGAUAGGCUCCAGGAAUCAGACAUGUACAUCUCACCGUAUACAUUCCGUGCGUUGCUACGGGACAACUAAAUUUUUUGUCUAAAACACA
Messenger RNA from Sorghum bicolor (sorghum), 3377 nucleotides. RefSeq names its product 5'-3' exoribonuclease 4. The record is from RefSeq and is a predicted model, not a curated record. Gene Ontology annotation, cellular component: nucleus. Lineage: Eukaryota; Viridiplantae; Streptophyta; Magnoliopsida; Poales; Poaceae. Gene Ontology annotation, biological process: nuclear-transcribed mRNA catabolic process. Gene Ontology annotation, molecular function: RNA binding; 5'-3' RNA exonuclease activity. The transcript has 22 exons. The coding region runs from base 872 to 3289 and encodes 805 amino acids.